CGAGUGCGCGUGCGCGGCUCUCGCGGGCGGGGAGCAGGCGGGGGAGCGGGCGGGAAGCAGUGGGAGCGCGCGUGCGCGCGGCCGCGCAGCCUGGACAGUGGGUCCUGCCUGUGACGGGUGGCGGCGGUCGGUCCUGCCUGUAACGGCGGCGGCGGCUGCUGCUCCAGACACCUGCGGCGGCGGCGGCGGCGACCCCGCGGCGGGCGCGGAGAUGUGGCCCCUGGUAGCGGCGCUGUUGCUGGGCUCGGCGUGCUGCGGAUCAGCUCAGCUACUAUUUAAUAAAACAAAAUCUGUAGAAUUCACGUUUUGUAAUGACACUGUCGUCAUUCCAUGCUUUGUUACUAAUAUGGAGGCACAAAACACUACCGAAGUAUACGUAAAGUGGAAAUUUAAAGGAAGAGAUAUUUACACCUUCGAUGGAGCUCUAAACAAGUCCACUGUUCCCACUGACUUUAGUAGUGCAAAAAUUGAAGUCUCACAAUUACUAAAAGGAGAUGCCUCUUUGAAGAUGGAUAAGAGUGAUGCUGUCUCACACACAGGAAACUACACUUGCGAAGUAACAGAAUUAACCAGAGAAGGUGAAACGAUCAUCGAGCUAAAAUAUCGUGUUGUUUCAUGGUUUUCUCCAAAUGAAAAUAUUCUCAUUGUUAUUUUCCCAAUUUUUGCUAUACUCCUGUUCUGGGGACAGUUUGGUAUUAAAACACUUAAAUAUAGAUCCGGUGGUAUGGAUGAGAAAACGAUUGCUUUACUUGUUGCUGGACUAAUGAUCACUGUCAUUGUCAUUGUUGGAGCCAUUCUUUUCGUCCCAGGUGAAUAUUCAUUAAAGAAUGCUACUGGCCUUGGUUUAAUUGUGACUUCUACAGGGAUAUUAAUAUUACUUCACUACUACGUGUUUAGUACAGCGAUUGGAUUAACCUCCUUCGUCAUUGCCAUAUUGGUUAUUCAGGUGAUAGCCUAUAUCCUCGCUGUUGUUGGACUGAGUCUCUGUAUUGCGGCGUGUAUACCAAUGCAUGGCCCUCUUCUGAUUUCAGGUUUGAGUAUCUUAGCUCUAGCACAAUUACUUGGACUAGUUUAUAUGAAAUUUGUGGCUUCCAAUCAGAAGACUAUACAACCUCCUAGGAAUAACUGAAGUGAAGUGAUGGACUCCGAUUUGGAGAGUAGUAAGACGUGAAAGGAAUACACUUGUGUUUAAGCACCAUGGCCUUGAUGAUUCACUGUUGGGGAGAAGAAACAAGAAAAGUAACUGGUUGUCACCUAUGAGACCCUUACGUGAUUGUUAGUUAAGUUUUUAUUCAAAGCAGCUGUAAUUUAGUUAAUAAAAUAAUUAUGAUCUAUGUUGUUUGCCCAAUUGAGAUCCAGUUUUUUGUUGUUAUUUUUAAUCAAUUAGGGGCAAUAGUAGAAUGGACAAUUUCCAAGAAUGAUGCCUUUCAGGUCCUAGGGCCUCUGGCCUCUAGGUAACCAGUUUAAAUUGGUUCAGGGUGAUAACUACUUAGCACUGCCCUGGUGAUUACCCAGAGAUAUCUAUGAAAACCAGUGGCUUCCAUCAAACCUUUGCCAACUCAGGUUCACAGCAGCUUUGGGCAGUUAUGGCAGUAUGGCAUUAGCUGAGAUGUGUCUGCCACUUCUGGGUCAAGGGAAUAAUAAAUUAAGUACAGGCAGGAAUUUGGUUGGGAGCAUCUUGUAUGAUCUCCGUAUGAUGUGAUAUUGAUGGAGAUAGUGGUCCUCAUUCUUGGGGGUUGCCAUUCCCACAUUCCCCCUUCAACAAACAGUGUAACAGGUCCUUCCCAGAUUUAGGGUACUUUUAUUGAUGGAUAUGUUUUCCUUUUAUUCACAUAACCCCUUGAAACCCUGUCUUGUCCUCCUGUUACUUGCUUCUGCUGUACAAGAUGUAGCACCUUUUCUCCUCUUUGAACAUGGUCUAGUGACACGGUAGCACCAGUUGCAGGAAGGAGCCAGACUUGUUCUCAGAGCACUGUGUUCACACUUUUCAGCAAAAAUAGCUAUGGUUGUAACAUAUGUAUUCCCUUCCUCUGAUUUGAAGGCAAAAAUCUACAGUGUUUCUUCACUUCUUUUCUGAUCUGGGGCAUGAAAAAGCAAGAUUGAAAUUUGAACUAUGAGUCUCCUGCAUGGCAACAAAAUGUGUGUCACCAUCAGGCCAACAGGCCAGCCCUUGAAUCGGGGUUUAUUACUGUUGUAUCUAUGUUGCAUGAUAAACAUUCAUCACCUUCCUCCUGUAGUCCUGCCUCGUACUCCCCUUCCCCUAUGAUUGAAAAGUAAACAAAACCCACAUUUCCUAUCCUGGUUAGAAGAAAAUUAACGUUCUGACAGUUGUGAUCGCCUGGAGUACUUUUAGACUUUUAGCACUCGUUUUUUACCUGUUUGUGGAUGUGUGUUUGUAUGUGCAAACGUAUGAGAUAGGCACAUGCAUCUUCUGUAUGGACAAAGGUGGGGUACCUACAGGAGAGCAAAGGUUAAUUUUGUGCUUUUAGUAAAAACAUUUAAAUACAAAGUUCUUUAUUGGGUGGAAUUAUAUUUGAUGCAAAUAUUUGAUCACUUAAAACUUUUAAAACUUCUAGGUAAUUCGCCACGCUUUUUGACUGCUCACCAAUACCCUGUAAAAAUACGUAAUUCUUCCUGUUUGUGUAAUAAGAUAUUCAUAUUUGUAGUUGCAUUAAUAAUAGUUAUUUCUUAGUCCAUCAGAUGUUCCCGUGUGCCUCUUUUAUGCCAAAUUAAUUGUCAUAUUUCAUGUUGGGACCAAGUAGUUUGCCCAUGGCAAACCUAAAUCUAUGACCUGCUGAGGCCUCUCAGAAAACUGAACAUGCUAGCAAGACAGCUCUUCUUGAAAAAAAAAUAUGUAUACACAAAUAUAUACGUAUAUCUAUAUAUACGUAUAUCUAUAUAUACGUGUAUAUAUAUAUACACACAUGUAUAUUCUUCCUUGAUUGUGUAGCUGUCCGAAAUAAUAACAUAUACAGAGGGAGCUGUAUUCCUUUAUACAAAUCUGAUGGCUCCUGCAGCACUUUUUCCUUCUGAAAAUAUUUACAUUUUGCUAACCUAGUUUGUUACUUUAAAAAUCAGUUUUGAUGAAAGGAGGGAAAAGCAGAUGGACUUGAAAAAGAUCCAAGCUCCUAUUAGGAAAGGUAUGAAAAUCUUUAUAGUAAAAUUUUUUAUAAACUAAAGUUUUACCUUUUAAUAUGUAGUAAACUCUCAUUUAUUUGGGGUUCACUCUUGGAUCUCAUCCAUCCAUCGUGUUCUCUUUAAUGCUGCCUGCCUUUUGAGGCAUUCACUGCCCUAGACAAUGCCACCAGAGGUAGUGGGGGAAAUGCCAGAUGAAACCAACUCUUGCUCUCACUACUUGUCAGCUUCUCUGGAUAAGGGACCACAGCAGCAGGAGUCCUCCUGCUUGGGCACCAUUGGGCCAGUUCCUUCUCUUUAAAUCGGAUUUGUAGUGGCUCCCAAAUUCCAUCACAUCACAUUUAAAUUGCAGACAGUGUUUUGCACAUCAUGUAUCUGUUUUGUCCCAUAAUAUGCUUUUUACUCCCUGAUCCCAGUUUCUGCUGUUGACUCUUCCAUUCAGUUUUAUUUGUUGUCUGUUCUCACAGUGACACCAUUUGUUCUUUUCUGCAACAACCUUUCCAGCUACUUUUGCCAAAUUCUAUUUGUCUUCUCCUUCAAAACAUUCUCCUUUGCAGUUCCUCUUCAUCUGUGUAGCUGCUCUUUUAUCUCUUAACUUACCAUUCCUAUAGUACUUUAUGCAUCUCUGCUUAGUUCUAUUAGUUUUUUGGUCUUGCUCUUCUCCCUUGAUUUUAAAAUUCCUUCUAUAGCUAGAGCUUUUCUUUCUUCCGCUCUCUUCCUGCAGUGUUUUGCAUACAUCAGAAGCUAGGUACAUAAGUUAAAUGAUUGAGAGUUGGCUGUAUUUAGAUUUAUCACUUUUUAAUAGGGUGAGCUUAAGAGUUUUCUUUCUUUCUUUUUUUUUUUUUUUUUUUUGACAAAUUUCACAUGCUCUAAAAACCUUCAAAGGUGAUUAUUUUUCUCCUGGAAACUCCAGGUCCAUUCUGUUUAAAUCCCUAAGAAUGUCAGAAUUAAAAUAACAGGGCUAUCCCGUAAUUGGAAAUAUUUCUUUUUUCAGGAUGCUAUAGUCAAUUUAGUAAGUGACCACCAAAUUGUUAUUUGCACUAACAAAGCUCAAAACACGAUAAGUUUACUCCUCCAUCUCAGUAAUAAAAAUUAAGCUGUAAUCAACCUUCUAGGUUUCUCUUGUCUUAAAAUGGAUAUUCAAAAAGGGGGAUCUGUGGUGUAUGUAUGGAAACACAUACUCCUUAAUUUACCUGUUGUUGGAAACUGGAGAAAUGAUUGUCGGGCAACUGUUUAUCUUUUAUUGUAUUUUAUUUGGUUGAGGGAUUUUUUUAUAAACAGUUUUACUUGUGUCAUAUUUUAAAAUUACUAACUGCCAUCACCUGCUGGGGUCCUUUGUUAGGUCAUUUUCAGUGACUAAUAGGGAUAAUCCAGGUAACUUUGAAGAGAUGAGCAGUGAGUGACCAGAAAGUUUUUCUGCCUUUAGCUUUGACAGUUCUUAAUUAUGAUCGUGGAAGACCAGCUUUCUCAUAAAUUUCUCUUUUUGGAAAAAAAGAAAGCAUUUGUACUAAGCUCCUCUGUAAGACAACAUCUUAAGUCUUAAAAGUGUUGUUAUCAUGGCUGGUGAGAGAAGAAAACAUUUUGUUUUUAUUAAAUGGAGCGUUAUUUACAAAAAGCCAUUGUUGAGAAUUAGAUCCCACAUCGUAUAAAUAUCUAUUAACCAUUCUAAAUGAAGAGAACUCCAGUGUUGCUAUGUGCAAGAUCCUCUCUUGAGAGCUUUUUUGCAUAGCAAUUAAAGGUGUGCUAUUUGUCAGUAGCCAUUUUUUUGCAGUGAUUUGAAGACCAAAGUUGUUUUACAGCUGUGUUACCGUUAAAGGUUUUUUUUUUUAUAUAUAUGUAUUAAAUCAAUUUAUCACUGUUUGAAGCUUUGAAUAUCUGCAAUCUUUGCCAAGGUACUUUUUUAUUUAAAAAAAAACAUAACUUUGUAAAUAUUACCCUGUAAUAUUAUAUAUACUUAAUAAAACAUUUUAAGCUA
This is a messenger RNA of Nomascus leucogenys (northern white-cheeked gibbon), 5110 nucleotides long. It is a transcript of the gene CD47, whose product is annotated as CD47 molecule. Gene Ontology annotation, biological process: positive regulation of phagocytosis; positive regulation of cell-cell adhesion; positive regulation of inflammatory response. Gene Ontology annotation, molecular function: thrombospondin receptor activity. Lineage: Eukaryota; Metazoa; Chordata; Mammalia; Primates; Hylobatidae. The record is from RefSeq and is a predicted model, not a curated record. Gene Ontology annotation, cellular component: extracellular exosome; plasma membrane.